UUGCUUUCUCUCUCUAAAAAACUCAUAAAAAUUAUAGUUUUCGGAAGAAGCCCCGGUUCCUUUCAUCCUUGAUUCGAUUUAAUCGCUCCACUUCUCCCUCUCGUUCUCUUCCCAAGAUUCCCUCUUUCUCUCUCGCUCUCGCUCUCGCUCGCUCCCAAUUCGGCUUCAAAGCUAUGUUCCAGGAGUUGGAGAAUUGGUUUUGAUUGCAAGUGAGGAGAAAGGCAAAGUGGGGAUGGAGGGAGACACACUCUCAGGUCUUGGCAAUGGAGCUCAAUUGGAUAACAAGGUCCUUCAGGCCUUCCAGAAAAACUUUGGCCAGGUCCAGAGCAUUUUGGAUCAGAACCGCCUUCUAAUCAAUGAGAUCAACCAGAAUCAUGAGUCUAAAGUCCCUGAUAACCUCAGCCGGAAUGUUGGAUUGAUCAGAGAACUCAACAACAACAUUCGCAGAGUUGUUGAUCUUUACGGCGAUCUAUCAAGCUCGUUUACCAAAUCUGUCGAAGCCUCAUCUGAGGGAGACUCUUCAGGAACUCUAAAAUCAGACGGGAAAGCCGGACAGAAGAGAAACAGGCCCGGGUAGCCAGCAGAGGACUGAGACCUGAAUGGCAUCUCGUAUUCUUUCAUGACAAGCGGGAAAAUUAAACCGGUGGUAUGAUUCGAUAACUCUGAUAGCUUGUUUAAGGGUGUAGCUCUUGCAAUUACAACAACAAUAAUAGCUCAUUACUUUGCAUUUUACUGUAAUCCAUGCAACUCUUUUCUCCUAUUCCAUUGGAAAUGCAGCUCCACCUUUAUGUUUUGUUUUCCAA
Messenger RNA from Dioscorea cayenensis subsp. rotundata (Guinea yam), 803 nucleotides. Its product is annotated as protein ELF4-LIKE 4-like. The transcript has 2 exons. Lineage: Eukaryota; Viridiplantae; Streptophyta; Magnoliopsida; Dioscoreales; Dioscoreaceae. The coding region runs from base 233 to 577 and encodes 114 amino acids. The record is from RefSeq and is a predicted model, not a curated record. Gene Ontology annotation, biological process: positive regulation of circadian rhythm; entrainment of circadian clock.